AUGCUCGCGGCACUGGCCAUCGCGGUGGGCGUGGUCGAGUGCGUCCAGGGCCUGCGCCGCGCGGGUGCACUGGGCAGCCUCGCCGCGCGCAAGCUGAUGCACACAGCGGCCGUGGCGCUCGCAGCCCUGUGCGCGGGGGACGGCCUUGCUGAUGUGGCGGGGCGGCGGUUUGGGGUCGGCGCCCUGGGGCCGCUGCCGUGGAGCCGCGGGAAGACCUGGGCCGGAAGCUUUGCCUGCCUGGUCGGCAGCUGGGCGGCCAGCCUGGGCAUCAUCAUGUACUUGCGGGCCUUCGGCUUACCCUUAGGGGUGGGGCACCUGUCAGCGGCGCAGCUCUCCUCCGGCUGCGCCCUCUGCGCGGCCGCGGCGGCGCUGGUUGAGUCGCUGCCUGUCAAGGAGGUCGACAACAUUACGGUGCCCCUGACCGCCGCGGUGGCCGCUGGAUGGGCGUUUGGUGCGGGAGGCGCCGGCUGA
Messenger RNA from Monoraphidium neglectum, 471 nucleotides. RefSeq lists its product as hypothetical. NCBI's taxonomy places the organism in Eukaryota, Viridiplantae, Chlorophyta, Chlorophyceae, Sphaeropleales, Selenastraceae. The record is from RefSeq and is a predicted model, not a curated record. The transcript has 3 exons. The coding region runs from base 1 to 471 and encodes 156 amino acids.